AUGAGCUCUCCCGACAGAACCCCGAUUAUUGUCGGCGUUGGCGACUUCCGGAACAAAUCGCUCGAGAUCAGAGAUGCGAUCGAGCCCGCGGAACUCAUGAUCACGGCUGUUCGACGCGCGCUUGAAGACACCGAAUUGACUCCGAGCCUACAAGAUGAGCUCCUCGGCCUUACGGACAGUGUCUGUGUUGUGCCGCCCUGGACUUGGGCGUAUCCCGAUCUUCCGGGUCUGCUCGCCAAGCGAUUGGGAGUGAACGCCUCGCAUAUGCUGCUCGGUGAGCAUGGUGGCAACCAACCUGCUCUUUUGUGCGACAUCGCGGCCAGGAGAAUCUCCUCGGGGGAAACCAAAGCUGCGAUAAUCGUCGGUGGCGAGGCCCUCGCUUCACUGGCUGCUUGUCAGAAGGCUGGGCGGAUGCCGCCUCCCAAUUGGACGAAGCCGGACCCGGCAGCCAAGUCCGUAAGCGCCAGUGACCUCUCCUGGAAUGGGCAGAACGUCGGUACGGUGCAUUCCGUCGGCCUAGCAAUUCAUGUUUAUCCCCUGUACGAAAACGGACUCCGAGCCCAUAGAGGCCAAACAUUCGAGGAGAACCUGCAGGAGUCGGCCGAACUGUACGCGGCCUUCGAUAAGACCGCGACGGAACACCCGUCCUCUUGGAGAUAUGGACAGCCUCCCAAGAAUGCCAGAGAUAUUGGGACAGUAUCGGUUAAGAACCGGAUGAUCUGCACGCCGUAUCCUCUGCUCAUGAAUGCCUUCAACACCGUGAAUCUGGCAGCCGCCUGUAUUUUGACGUCGGUCGAGCAUGCAGAGCGCCUCGGCAUACCUCGUGAAAGAUGGGUCUAUCCGCUUGGCGGAGCUGGGUUCCAUGAGAGCGAGCAGUUCUGGGAGCGCCCGAAUUAUUACUCCAGUCCCGCCCUGUCCAUGGCCAUAGACGGAGCACUUGACAUCUCUGGAUUGACCAAGGACAAGAUUGACUAUUUUGACUUCUACUCUUGCUUUCCAAUCGUGCCAAAGCUGGCAUGCGAGCAUCUCGGCCUCCCUAUAGUCAAUUCGUCGAAGCCGAUUACUCUGUUAGGCGGUCUGACUUCCUUUGGAGGCGCAGGGAAUAACUAUUCCAUGCAUGCUAUCGCAGCAAUGACCAGAGAACUGAGAGGAAAGAAGUCCCGCGCCGGCUUGGUCUUGGCCAAUGGGGGUGUGCUCACCCAUCAACACGCGCUCUGCCUCUCGUCUCAGCCCCGGCAGGACGGUCGAUCCUACCCAAGCAGUAAUCCCCUGCCCGACGAAAGACAUGGAGUCCCGAUUCCGCCGCUCGAAAUCCAGGCACAAGGGCCUGCGACAGUUGAGACAUACACCGUCGAGUUUGACCGUCAGGGUUCACCCCGAAUGGGGCACAUCGUAGGGCGAUUGACGGGGAACGGCCACCGCUUCAUUGCUAAUCAUGGCGAUGAAUCAACUUUGCGGAAGCUUGCCGAUCCGAGCGUGGAGCCCAUUGGGAGAUCAGGCUUCGUCAAAAGGGGGGUGGAGGGGAAGAACCUGUUUUAUUUCGGAUCAGAGGCGAAAUUGUAA
This is a messenger RNA of Phialemonium atrogriseum, 1563 nucleotides long. RefSeq names its product thiolase. The coding region runs from base 1 to 1563 and encodes 520 amino acids. Lineage: Eukaryota; Fungi; Ascomycota; Sordariomycetes; Cephalothecales; Cephalothecaceae. The record is from RefSeq and is a predicted model, not a curated record. The transcript has 8 exons. Gene Ontology annotation, molecular function: acyltransferase activity.